GUUUACGUUUUUCCACACGUUUCCACUGCUUUCUAGUCGAACGCAAUCUAUUCCUUGUGCCUGUAGUUUGCGGAUGGGUCUGAGAGGUAGAUCUUGAAACAAACACUGUAAAGGUUGUGCUGGCGGUUCUGCAGGAGCGUCUUGCCACACUUGUAAGUGCUGACUACACGAUGGCUAACGGGACUUGAGCCAAGCGAGAUCUCGGCCGAAAACGAAGUUUGCUGUGACUGAACUCCACGACCGGUGCCGCGAUCUUUCGUAGCGGCUCGGCAUCACCAGUCGUCUCAGCUGCACUGCUUUGUUGCUCGGUACACUAGUGGACGCGAACGCACACUUGACACAAUGAACGCGCCGCCCGAAAUCAAGAAGACCAAGGAAGAAGCUCCGGCCGAACUCGAGAGUCAGGUCAUCCUGCGCCUGCCGGGUCAGGUGGCCGCAGCCUUGCGAGCCGCAGUGCGGUCCGGCGUGAUGAACCUCAAGGACCGGCUGACCAUCCAGCUGGAGCCAGACAACCGGCACGGCACGGUACGUUUCGACCGCUGGAGCCUGUCGGCGCGCGUCGUCGACCUGCCGUCCAUCAUCGAGUCGCACAAGACGCUGGACCGCAAGACCUUCUACAAGACGGCCGACGUGGCGCAGCUGAUGAUCUGCAAGGAAGAGGACGGCGCGGAGGACGAAGAGGCCAAGAAGGCGGCGGCGGCCGACGACGAGGAGUCGCUGCGCCGCAAGGAACGCAAGGACGCCAAGGACAAGAAGUACCAGUACCCGCACGGCAUCACGCCCUCGCUGAAGAACGUGCGCAAGCGCCGCUUCCGCAAGGUGCUCAAGAAAAAGUACGUCGACUUCCCGGAGAUCGAGAAGGAAGUUAAGCGACUCUUCCGCACGGACAACGAAGCCAUUUCAAUCCGCUAUGAGGUGGUCAACGCCGAUGACGACAAAACCAGUGAUGGCAAGGUUGAUGGAACCGAAGUGGCUGGUGGGGGUUCUGGUGAGCCUCACGUGAGCGGUGGCUUCGGCUCACCUUCCGUGAGCGCGCUGCUCAACAGCAACUCGCAGAGCAUGGAUGUUGGUGAACACGACCUCUUCGGCGAAGCAUUGAGCAGCUCUGAUGAGGAUGAUGUCAACAUCGUCGACUCGGGCGGGGAGGAAGAGCUCACAUCACGACCUCCAAAGCAGAGGCAUCCAUCAUUGUCUGGAAAGCGGGAUGGUGGCUCUUCGCCGGACAUGGUGACUGACUUCCGGCGGGGCAUGCUGGCAGCCACCGAUAAGAUGGCGUCUGGUGCAAGCACCAGUGCGGCGGCAACAGCGGCAGCAACGAGUUCACUUGUGGACGAGUACGUCGACGAUCCCGAUUAUGGUGAUGACAAGGAAGUUAUCGAGUUUGCCACCAAGAAGGAGGAAGACGAUGACGUGGACGAACCGGAGCAGGACAACUCUGCGCUCUUGAACCGGUUGUCGGAUUUGGAGCGGGAGAUCGCUCAGCUCCAGGAGCGAAGGCAGGCCCAGGAGCUUGAGAUAGCAUCGAUAGAAAACCAGGCCCUCAAGCAGCGGUUCCAGAACAUUGUCAAUGCUCUCAAGAUGGAAGAGAGUGAGAAGCAGAGGGAGUAUGAUGACAUUGUCUCGCUGCUUCACCAGUGAUUGUGCUGGCAUGCAGAAGUUUGUCACUGAUGUACUGGAAAGUUUUGAUAGAGUUCGUGCCUCUAAUUGGCCCUGCCUGUAGGAUGAAGACCUAUUUGUGAUGAUCUCCCAAGAAAUACAUUUUUACAAUUUGUGGGACCACAGUGCUGCUUUCCCAGAUGUGGCAGACAUUUGAAAGUGUUGCUGGUGACUGUAGACACAUUGUUUAUUUCUUCUUUCUGUUGCAUGAUAGUGGUCAUGCAAAGGUUUGACUGCCGAGAUGUUUUUGAAAGAUUUUUCACUAUGAGAACAGAAAACAGCAAGUUAUAAGACAUGCCAGCCUAUUUUUAGAAUGUGGAGAUAAACUGUGUAAAUAUUCUGAACCACCUGCGGACUAUUGUGUAUACACUAACUUCAUUUGAAAUAAACUGACCCAAAGUUUCUGCAGUCCGCAGCAGUUUUUA
Messenger RNA from Dermacentor andersoni, 2081 nucleotides. It is a transcript of the gene Taf7, whose product is annotated as TATA-box binding protein associated factor 7. Gene Ontology annotation, cellular component: transcription factor TFIID complex. Gene Ontology annotation, biological process: RNA polymerase II preinitiation complex assembly; transcription initiation at RNA polymerase II promoter. Gene Ontology annotation, molecular function: RNA polymerase II general transcription initiation factor activity. Lineage: Eukaryota; Metazoa; Arthropoda; Arachnida; Ixodida; Ixodidae. The record is from RefSeq and is a predicted model, not a curated record.